This is a messenger RNA of Gymnodraco acuticeps, 1289 nucleotides long. Its product is annotated as complement factor H-like. Bases 137 to 1132 code for a protein of 331 amino acids. NCBI's taxonomy places the organism in Eukaryota, Metazoa, Chordata, Actinopteri, Perciformes, Bathydraconidae. The record is from RefSeq and is a predicted model, not a curated record. The transcript has 7 exons.
UUCAUACAGCCUUGUGCAAUCCCACUGACCCUCGGUACUCCCCGACGACUGUGGCUGGGGACAAACACAGAAAGACAGAGUUGGUCAAAGAAGUUAGUCUCAAUUAGACUUUGUCUCUGCACGGCUGCUCCUCAAAAUGCAAUUGUCUCUAAUCCUCUUGCUUCUUCAACUGUGGGGGAGUGUGGAGGUUACCUUAUCACAGAAUGCAUGUCCAAAGGUCCCACACAUUCCUCAUGCCCAUGUGGUUGACGAGACCAAAAAAGCUGAGUACCAAGAAGGAAACGUGAUACAUUUCGCUUGUGAAACUGGUUAUAUAUCAGGUAUAACCAUCAAAUACGUAUGUACAAACGAAGAGUGGCAUGAACUCCGGAAAGGAAGUUGCAACUUAAAGCCAUGUGAACUCCCUGACGACACUCCCAAUGGCUUUUAUCAAAUCAUCCACGGAGAAGAGCUUGUUUUUGGAACACAAAUUAAAUACUUCUGUAAUGAAGGGUAUCAGAUGGUGAGUAAGCAUGACACCAGGACUUGUUUCCUGGACAAUUGGACCAAUCACUUGCCAAUAUGUGAUCCUUUGAGCUGCGAACUCCCGCCUGCAGAUGGAGGGUUCAUUGUAAAAGGUAUUCCAGAAAAUGAUGACUCCAUACUUCCUGACCGCUUCCUCGAAUUCAGCUGUGACGGUCCUUGGAAAUAUCUGAAUGGCAGCUCAAGGCUGAUAUGUCUUAAAGAUGGACAGUGGGACAAUGCAUUCCCAACUUGUGAAGCUCUUUCGGGUUGUGGAAGACCAACACCCCUUGAAGAUGGAGACAUUGAGGGAACUGUUGGACACAGGAACAGGCACGGAGACAGGGUUAAAUACAUCUGUCCGAAUUACUACAAAAUGCAGGGUGAUCCUCACAAAACCUGCACCAAUGGUGAAUGGAUUGGACAGAUGAGAUGCCUCAAACCCUGCACUGUGAAUAGCCAAGACAUGACUACACAUCAUAUUGACUUCAGACAUGUUCAACAGAAUAAAUUGUAUUCAAAACCUGAUGAUACAAUCGAGUUCAGGUGUACCAGUGGAAGACACGACGGCGCAGUGGACAUGCGUCAGAAAUGUAAUGAUGGUGUGAUCCUCCUUCCUACUUGCCACUAAAGCUUUUUAGGCAACUGGAUGUGAUGACCAUGAACUAGCUGGACAAACAUGUACAUGAUUAACCAAAGUAAAGAGUUAGACCAGUUCUUUCCUAAUCAAGUGUGUGUAACCCAGUGCUCUGUGUGGUCAUUCUAAUAAAACAAAUAUGUUGACUUGG